UAUUUUCAACAGGUGUUCAAUACGCACGCGGAGAAAACGUACCGCGCGAUAGAACGGCAAAUCGGUAACAAUUGAUUAACUAACUAACUAAACUAACAACUGCUACAGCAAGCAAAAAUUAAAAACACGUGCGAACUCUUCUAAAAUCAGCAAAUUUUGUGGAUUACUUUGCUUCAGUUUUAAGCCAGUCGGACUUUAAAGCAAACGUUUGCUCUACUCUUAAGCCUUUUUCUCUGGAAUGGGUCGCCGCCAGUUGGGACUGGUGUUGCUGCUUUUGGUGUGUCUGGAGGCCAGUUUGGCCCUCACACCAAGCGGUAAGCCUGCUAUUCACUUAAUACAUGAUGAUUUGUUGGACAACGAGUUGACAUCCGGUGAGGAGGAUGUGCUUAAGCAUGGCAUUAAAAUAUCCACACCCAAGAUAAUCACCAAGAAAACGGUGAAGGAACAAAUUGCAACCACACCCGCCAAGCCACAGGUUGUCAGUGAUGAGACAUUUAAGGAUCUGCUGGAGGCAUCCAAGCAUAGUGUUGCCCUGGCCGAAGAUCCCAGAUUCAAUAAAAUGUUGCCCGAUCGUCUGAAGAAUGAGACAUUGACUAGCCCCAAGAAUGCUACCGAUUCGAACUAUGAAUACGAUGAGUAUAACUAUGAUGAUGACUAUAACUAUGAUAAUGCUGAAGAAGAUUUGGAUAUUGAUGAGUCUAAGGAGACAACCACCAUAACAAGUGUCAAGGCCAAGGGCAAGAAGACCAACAAGUCAACCAGCAAGACGACGACCACAGCAGUGCCCAAAUUGCAGGCCAUCGAAGAGAGCACUUCGGUCAAAUCCAAGGUCAAGAAUACCAUUGACAACGACAACGACUCUGACUACGAAAUACAGAACUACGAUGACGAAGAGGGUGAUGAUGAUGAUGAUGACGACGACGAUGACGAUGAUGAUGGCGAUGAUGAUAAUGAUGACAAUAUUCCUCUUUCCCGUGGUGACUUAACCGAUGAUGAGCAAGUGGUCUUUAGCGAAAAUGUUCCCUGCCCCAGAUAUUGUGUGUGCUCCAGGAAUGUCAACAGUUAUCUGGUGGCCACUUGCAGCAGGCUGGAUUCUGGCCAACAGAAAUUCGGCUCAGAUAUAACCGAUUUGGUGGUGACAAAUGUCGGUCCCAAAUAUCCCAUACUCUUGGGCCCCAAAUUCUUCCAUCAAUUGGGUCUGAAAACUGUCUCGUCCAUUAAGAUUGCCAACUGCACCAUUGAGUAUAUGCAUCCAGAGGCUUUCCACGGGCUGGAAGAGUUGUAUGCUGUCAAUUUGACAGAUGUCGGUUUGGCCAUUAUCAAUCCAAAUACGUUUACCCAGAAUAAGAAGCUUCGCAUGUUGACCAUAUCCGGCAACGAUUUGAGCGUGAUGUCGACUCUGGAGUACCUACUGAAAUCGUCGACCAUUGAGGAAUUGGAUAUAUCGCGUAACAAUUUGAUGGAACUGAAUCCUACAGCUUUCAAGCAUCUUAGCAACAUUGUGUACAUUAAUUUGGCACAGAAUGCCUUGCAAAAGAUACCCGAAAAGGUAUUCGAUUCGGUGACAACAAUUGAGGAAUUGGAUCUGUCGUACAAUGCUCUAAAGGAAUUGCCCAAGGGCAUCUUCAAUCGCACCAAAUCGUUGUCGAUUCUCCAUUUGAAGUAUAAUUCAUUUGCCGGAGAUUUGCAUUUCGGUAUAAAUGAGCUGCAGCAAUUGGAUUUGAGUUUCAAUGUCAUUGUCCAGGUGCAUCAUAGCAUGUUCGAUAAAAUGCCCGGUCUGACCAAUCUGAAUCUGCGUGGAAAUGGUAUUAUUAAAAUCUCACCCGAUUCCUUCUUGACGCUUAAGAAUCUGCGACACAUUGACUUGUCCAUCAACGAGCUGGACCAGGUGUCGAGCAUGUUGUUCUUCAAGAACUCUGAACUGGAUGUGAUACGUCUGAAUGAUAAUCCUCGUCUGAGUCAAUUGCCCACCGAUGGUUUCAUCAGCUAUAAUGGUGAUUUCACUGCAUACUUUUUGGACAUUUCCAACUGUGCAAUUGGUGCUUUGGGUCACAAUACCUUCUCGACCAUGCCCCAUUUGACCACAUUGAAGUUGGCCUGGAAUAAUAUCAAUAAUCUGCCACGCGAGACCUUCGCCAGUCUGAGGAAAUUGGUUGAUUUGGAUUUGAGUAACAAUUUGAUCAGCAAAUUGGAUGAAUUGAUAUUCAUGGAGAACAAUGAGUUGUCCAAACUGAAUCUGGCUGGUAAUCCUCUGGUGAAAUUGUCCAUGCGCAUCUUCCUGCCGCUGCAACAGUUGAAAUCUCUCGAUGUGAAUGAUUGUGAGUUGACUACCCUGUUGUCGGACAGACAAUUCGGAAAGGGUUACAAGGUCUUCGAUACUCUGCGUACUUUCAAUGCAUCUGGCAAUCUGAUUAGACGUAUUUCCAAGGAGGAUGUCCAAAGUUUCAAGAACUUGCGUUCCUUGGAUCUCAGUAAGAAUCCAUUGGACUGCACAGCCGAUUUCCAGGACUUUAUUAGCUAUGUCUCGCUGCACACUAAGAUGAUGCCCAAGAGAAUGCCACUGCUGGCCAAUUUGGAAGAUGAUGAGGCCACCAUCAUGGAAUUGGAGACACGCACUCAGGCAAGUUGGGCUCAAUUGGCCCACAAAGUGUGCGACAACAAGGAGAAGAAGUUGGAGCUGCAACUCGAGGAAGGUGAGAAGAAAUUGGAUGAGGACGAGAAACUUCUCAGUGUCCUGGACAAGAGUGUGUUGGAUAAGAGCAGAUUGAGCAGCAUGCAGAAGAUCAUGAAGGGAUCCCCAGCCACUGAGGAUGCCAAGCUAAAGGUGACCGAGAGUGCCGAAGAGGAUUCGAAUCAUGGCGGUGAGCAGACUGAGGAUGACUACGAUAGUGAGGAAGAAGAUGGUGAUGACGAGGAUGAUGAUGAUAGUGACGAUGAUGAUGAUGAUGAGGACGCCGUUCCAGCUAGCCAUGAAAAGCAGGCUGACAUUAAUGAUUUGGACACCAAAUUGAUUUUCAAGGAUCAUGGCGUUAAAGUGGAGGAAAUUGACUUGUCCAAGGAGACAACUAACAAGAAACUUCAAGAUAAAUUGCGUGACGACAGCGACGAAGAGGACUCUAGUGAGCAGGAUGAAGAGGAGAUUAUCAUUGAACGUGGUCGCAUCUACUACUCUGGCUAUCGUUUCAUGUUCCCCAUCAUCAUUGUGGUCACCUGCCUGUUGAUUAUUCUCCUGGGCAUUGCCAAGGUGGUCAGCAUGGUGCUGCGCAAGCGUGGCGAACGGUAUCGCAUGGCUCUGUUGGCCUCCAAGAACUCAUUUGUCUACCAGAAGCUCAGCGAGGAUAUUGUCAAGCCGUUGCCCAGCAAGGAACCCAAACAGCCAAAGGUCCAUCGAUAUGCGCCCAUCAAUCAGGUUUAGGAUGCAGAUGCUGAAGUGUCGUAGGAGCAGGAGUUUUGCGCUGUUUUUCUAAUUUAUAAGUUUUAUUCAUAGUAAGGAAACGAAACGAACUAAAAAAUUCUAUUGCACACAAACACACACACACAGAUAGUGAGAGAGACAGAGAGAGAGAAAAAGAGAACCGGUGCGGCGGUUAUUGAUAUAAAGGAACUCCAGCCAUCCAACCACCCACCGUGACAAGUAUUACAAAAGAAAUCUGCGAAAUACUGAGAAGAAACCACACUAAAUUUCCCCCCGUUCCCUUAAACAAAACAAAAAUAAAUAUAGCAAAUAGUUGUCGUCGCCUUUGUUGUACUUAAAGAAACAAAUCUAAAAAAGAAAAACUCAACAAAAUGAUAUCUCGUACCACUUUUUAUUAAAAAAAAAAGAAGAUCAUUCGAUUAUUUAGUGCCAUGUUGCCAAAAAACAAAAAAGUGAAAAAGUCAAAAAAAAAAAACAAAACAAAAACAAACCGAUCGAGUCAGAUAAAAGUGAGAACUAGAGAAGAUAUAUACAUUAUAUAGAGGGGUUUUUUCUUGAAUGGAUCUGGAUCUGUGUCUGAUUUAAAAUCUUUUUGCCUUGGAGAGAAGAGUGGACAAAAUAUUAAUGAUAAAUACAUAAAACAAAAAAAACACACACUAUUUUUUAAGUAACCACUGAUUUCUUAUGAACAAUCAAUUAAAUAUAUAUACUAUAUUGUCUUUGACUCGGUAAACAAAAAACAACCAUAUAGCUACUAUUCCGAAACAAGAUUGAAAAGAGAAAAAUUAUUUUUUAACCAAAAGUACAUUCUUAAAAUGCGGUUUAAUAAACUUUAAUUACAAUUAUUUAUAA
Messenger RNA from Drosophila willistoni, 4267 nucleotides. RefSeq lists its product as uncharacterized. The record is from RefSeq and is a predicted model, not a curated record. Gene Ontology annotation, molecular function: protein binding. The transcript is spliced from 6 exons. Lineage: Eukaryota; Metazoa; Arthropoda; Insecta; Diptera; Drosophilidae. The coding region runs from base 239 to 3415 and encodes 1058 amino acids.